AUGGACCGGAACAAGAAAUCUGAUCCCGCAAGGAAGAAAAGGUCGGAGGAGGAAGAGGAGGAGAAAGAUGAGAAUCCGCUGCACCGUGGCAACGCCAUGGGAGACUCGUCUAUCAUGUUCACACAGCAACAGUCACGCCGUGGAAUGUUUCGCAAUCAGUACAUGACGCCCAAGAAGCAGAAAGCGCACGACCAAUGGCUUCUCGACGAGACACAAAGGACAACUGAGUCUAGGGAUAAGUCUAGGGAUAAGGAUAGGGUUAAGGAUACACAAGAGGACCCACCAGUCACGAGUAGGACCAGCCGAUUCCGAGAUUGGUGGAGUCCCAAAAAGAAGGAGGAAGACGCUCAGAGCCAACUGGAGGACGACAAGAAGAACAAUCGCAAGAGCAAUGAGACUAAAGACCAUGGAGGAGACGACGCUGGAAGACUUGAAUGCAUGGAUAGCCUGGGACCGGACCUGGAGGAUGUAGCGCCUCGUCAAAUGACCAGCGUUGGCAUUGGCAUUGGCAUUGACAUUGACGAUCCCAAUGCAAGUUCAUCAUCCAACAUGGGAGGAACUGACGACCAAGGCAUUGGCUUGAGUCUCAGUAGCAUGCUACGACUGGACGAGGGGAUAAACCAGGAUGGAACUGGAUCGGAGAUGGAUCUAGACAAGGAGGCGGAGCUGCAGGGGCUGGAGCCGCUGGAGCCGCUGCUGCAGGGAUGGCAGGAGCUGUUGCAGGUGCCGGAGCAGCUGCACAAGCUGGAGUAG
Molecule: messenger RNA, 753 nt
Organism: Seminavis robusta
Lineage: Eukaryota; Bacillariophyta; Bacillariophyceae; Naviculales; Naviculaceae
Source: the annotation of a GenBank genome assembly